AUGCCGUUGCCCGCCAACCCUCUCAACGCCCUUAGCCAGGUGUUCCCUCCUAAGCCACAGUUCACAGAGGCCAACGUGCCUGACCUCACAGGGAAAGUAACCAUUGUUACUGGAGCAAACACUGGUGUCGGUCGUGAAAUUGCACAAGUUCUUUACAGCAAGAAUGCGACUGUCUGGGCCGCUGCCCGUAGCGAGGAGAAGGCUCGAGCUGCUAUCGAGGGCAUCAAGCAGCAGCAUCCCACUUCAAAGGGCUCCAUCAAGUUCAUGAAGCUCGACCUUGCUGACCUGACGACAAUCGGAGACUCGGCCAAGGAAUUCCUCGCCGCUGAGAAGAAACUCGAUCUCCUGUUCAACAAUGCUGGAGUGAUGACGCCACCAGAAGGCUCGAAGACUGUGCAGGGAUAUGAGCUCCAGCUUGGAGUUAACUGUCUAGGUCAUUUCUUGUUCACCAAGCACCUCACGCCUCUCCUCCAGUCGACGGCCAGAUCGGCACUCAAAGAUUCCGUCCGUGUAAUUUGGGUGUCUAGCUCCGCAGCAGACGUCCUCUCGCCCCCUGGUGGAUUUGAGCGUGACAACUUGGAUUACCACGAGCCGCGCAACCUGAUCCAUAAGUAUGGAACAAGUAAGGCGGGUAAUUACUACCACAACACAGAGUUCGCCAGAAGAUAUAAGGAAGAUGGAGUCGUCAGCGUGUCCUUAAAUCCUGGCAACUUGGCCAGCGAACUUGAUCGCACCUCGCCAUGGUGGAUGUACUACCCUAGAAUAUUUACCACGUACCCUUCCAUCAAUGGUGCUUACACAGAGCUCUUCGCUGCCUUCUCUUCAGAGAUUACACUUGAGAAGUCUGGUACUUGGGUUGUUCCGUGGGGUCGAUUUAUGCCUAUCCGCCCAGAUCUACAGAAGGGAGCGCUGCCUGAGUCUGAAGGUGGCACAGGUAUGGCGGAGUGGUUCUGGAAGUGGUCGGAAGAGCAGGUUAAGCCUUACUUCAAAGGCUAA
Molecule: messenger RNA, 996 nt
Organism: Fusarium sp. VM40
Lineage: Eukaryota; Fungi; Ascomycota; Sordariomycetes; Hypocreales; Nectriaceae
Source: the annotation of a GenBank genome assembly